AUGCCGAGCGAAUUCUUCAAAAAUCCUAUGCACUCGCGUACUUCUUCCUGCUCUACAGCGCAAGCAACAAUUGACGAGCACACGCUCGCGACAAUGUCCAUGUACAUCUACUCCCAUCGUGCUACCCCUUCUCUUACUCGGCCCACACUGUAUGCAUUUACAUUCCUCUGUGCUGGGCAUGACACCACAUUGAACAGGAGCGGUGGCCCAUUGCUCACACCUAUCCAAGAUGAGUUGAAUCCGUCCACAUCUUCCACUUCACUCUCGCCCUUCGAUCCAGAACGUCCCGGAGAUACACUCUUCCAGAGCAUGCAACGUGCACUUACAGACACGGCUUCGCUUGCUGCUCAAAUCAGUUCGUUCAACGCUCCGGAUCUCAACCCCGGUGCACCACUCACACUCGCUACACGCUGUCGCGCAAGUCAACCUCCAAACUCGCCUCACAAGUACAACCUCGACCUCUGCAAUCCGUACAAUCUCACAAUCCACACACAACUCAACUUGCAGGGACCGAGUGGCGACUAA
This is a messenger RNA of Fomitiporia mediterranea MF3/22, 525 nucleotides long. RefSeq lists its product as uncharacterized. The transcript is spliced from 4 exons. The record is from RefSeq and is a predicted model, not a curated record. The coding region runs from base 1 to 525 and encodes 174 amino acids. NCBI's taxonomy places the organism in Eukaryota, Fungi, Basidiomycota, Agaricomycetes, Hymenochaetales, Hymenochaetaceae.